AUGAGUCAACACUCAACACUUCAUGCGAGACCCACUCCGCCGUGGAAAAGCCACGUGACCAGCGCCACCAAUCACAGUCACCAUCUAACCCCACCAUGGAGGGGGGGGGGUCACUCGAAUAAAGGGGGUCGCGGAGGAGCUGGCAAUUCGCAGCCUCAUGAGAAAAAGGACGAAAUUGUAAAUCAGCAGGCUAGUGCAUUCAAUGAAUGCAUUGAGCAGGAAACCACUGCCCCUGCCACGUCCCAACAAGAGGCAGUUCCUACUACAACUGGACUCCAGCAGGUUGGAACCCUGGACACAGUCGUACAGCAGGCAGCCGUUCCUCCUGUCACAACGGUUCCCACAACUGGACUCCAGCAGGCUGGAGCCCAGGAAGUAUCAGCCCUUCCUCCUGCGGUGGAAAAUCUUAUGCGGGAAAACAUCGCAUUACAAGAACGGCUGGCCAGGCGGGAGGCGGAGCUCACCCUUCGUGAAAACCGCCUGGCGCAGGAGGAGAGGCUGGUGCAGCCUCAAAUAUUGGGACUAUUCCCCGGGUCAUACCCGAUGUCUACAAUGAUGCCGCCGUACCACCCCAUGGUACAGUUCGGGAUGCCGGCUCAAAUCCAGCCUCCCUACAUUCAACUUCCGUUCUAUCCGUGCCAGCAGAUUCAGCACUUCCAAGCGCCCACGAUGUGGCCGGGCCCUUCGACGAGCGGUCAGGAGGCGCCAGCGCAGAAGAUCACAACCAGGGAGUGCAAAGAGUGCGAGGAAACAAAAAAACCAAAAAAGUGGCGCGGAAGCUGGAAAUGGAGGGGGCAGGGAAGCUGGAGAGGCCGCGCUAGUUCUAUGCAAUCUGUAGGCAAAGUCUUUGUCUACGGAAUGAAGUAUUCGCCUGUGGAUAACACAGAACGAAAGGAUGCUCAAAAUUUGUAG
Molecule: messenger RNA, 912 nt
Organism: Belonocnema kinseyi
Lineage: Eukaryota; Metazoa; Arthropoda; Insecta; Hymenoptera; Cynipidae
Exons: 4
Coding region: 1-912 (303 amino acids)
Source: RefSeq, a predicted model, not a curated record